AUGCUGUGUGUCGGAUGUGCGCGGGCCGAGUGUCGCUGGCGCAUGUGUCUGCUGGAGCACCCGUCCCCCAGCAACUUCUACGUGAGCUGUUGGCAAAGUAACCGCUCGGCCGCGCCGCUGUUACUGCUCCGGAGUUUCCUCUUCCUGUUCUCGACGUGCGUUCUGUUCGCGUCUAUCGCUGUGCCCUUGACAUUGAACAAACAUUUCGGCCAUUGGUUCAUAUACCUAACACAUUGGGGUUUCCUACUAAUCGUUCUCACCACGGGCUUCGGUACUUCGGUUUCCGCAUACGCUUUCUAUAAGAAGCCCAUUGACGCUACGUUUGGCCUGCCAUGGUACGUGAAGACAUACUGGAUUCUGUACAACAUCACAAUUCCUGUCUCCUUCCUCAUCACGGUCUUCUACUGGGGAAUCUUGAAGACUUCUGCCAACACGGUGAACUUCGCACCGAAUCCAGUGCUGGACAUCAUGCUGCACGGCGUGAACUCGGCGGUAAUGCUGGUGGAACUGAUCUGCUCAGCACACCCCAGCCGGCUGAUGCAUGUGAUGCAACCGCUGUACUUCGCCGGAGCCUAUAUGCUCUUCAGUGUCAUCUACUUUUUCGCUGGCGGACUGGACCCAUGGGGUAACCCGUUCAUCUACCCGGUGGUGGACUGGUCGAAGCCUGAGCAGACGAUGGUGGUGAUCACACUGACAGCAUUGUUCCUGGCGCUGAUGCACGUGCUGACUGUUGGUAUAGCAACCGCGAGAGAUGCGAUCGCCAAGAGACGUGACUCUUUAACCACAGGAGUCUACAACGAUGCAUUCACACCUUGA
Molecule: messenger RNA, 816 nt
Organism: Spodoptera littoralis (African cotton leafworm)
Lineage: Eukaryota; Metazoa; Arthropoda; Insecta; Lepidoptera; Noctuidae
Source: the annotation of a GenBank genome assembly